AUGGGCGUGAAGCAAGACACUGCCCUAUUUUGGUACAAACUAGCCAAAUCAUUGACCAUCCUCAGCCUGGUUGCUGUUAUCACAAUGGGAUUCGGUUCUUUUAUGUUUCCAGGCCGUUUCCUGUGGUCAUCCAAAUACAACUAUGAUCCAAAGCUAUAUUAUCAACAUGAGACAGUACUACGAAACAGCUCGUGUAUGCUUGACGUCGAUACCUUAAUCCCACCUACAGCCGACGGAUCCUAUACACCACCACCACCCGAUGCUUCACUUUUAGAUGCCGUGCAGAAGGCAUCUGGUUAUGACUAUAACCAAUAUUGCGAUGGUUGGCAUGCCAACCAUGGAUUUCACGACGAUACGGAAACGUACAAGGACGAAUGUGGAACAUGGCACUCGAAUUAUAUGAACUUGCAUCAACAACGUAUCCAACAAUAUCUACGCUUCCAAGAUGGCGAGUUGGAUGUGCUUGAAAAAGAACAUCCAGGCUAUGUGUCCUAUGUAUGCCAUGAAGAUCCUUUACAUCGAGGCAGUCGUGGAUGUGGUGGUUUAGCCGAUCGAAUGAAUGGCAUGGUAUCCACGUUCUUUUAUGCACUAAUGACGGACCGGGCCUAUUUUGCAAACUGGGAACAAGGCAAUCCAAUGGCCCUUGAAGACUUGUUUGAGAAACCAUCGAUUGAUUGGAGCUUUGAUCCUGAAGAGAUGAAAAGUGCCUUUACCAAUGUGUCGGAUGAUGAUAGCGUUUUAGGCUAUAAACAUAUCGAUACGCUGAAUCAAAAAUGGGGUCCUAUUGGUAGACUCAUGUUCCCCGAUGGCCCUGAUCAAGACUUUAAAACACUCUGGAACGCUUCGUAUAUUGAAUGGCACUCGAAUCGCGCUUUUGUCAUUCGCACAUUCCAAGAGUCCACACGUUAUCAAGAUCAGCUAGCAGCUAUGGGUCUUUCCAAGGAGAAUGCUUUCCGUUGCAUUAUCGAUUUCUUGUUCCGACCCACUGCAGGUCCUCGACAAUUCAUUCAAGCUUACAAGAACAUGUUUGAAAUGGAAAGCAUCCUUAGUAUUGGUUUGCAGAUUCGUACAGGUGACAACGGGAUUGUGAACCCUGGCAAGGAUCAAACCACCCUUUCCGACUGGAGCUACUUUAUGACAUGUGCCAAUCAACUACGUGAAGCCAAGCGACUACCUCACCAUAAGCAAGUGGUCUACUUCCUUAUUACCGACUCGGUCCAUUUACGCGAUGAAUUCAUGUCUUUGAAUCACGACAAGACCAAAGCACAAGAAUUUUUAGGCGAUGAAGGAUACGAGGACGUUACCAUGGUGACCACAGGGUUACCCAUUGAACACAUUGAAAGCAAGGUGGUGAAACCCAAGUUUACGCAUAAUCGAACACUUUUGAAGGAUGAGGAACCUGUUGAUCAGGUGGCAGCUGGUGUCCAUGCAGCCGUAAUUGAAAACUGGUUAUUGAGUUACACGGAUUACCGCCUGAUCAGCCGUCAGGGUUUUGGCAAAUUGGCAGCCUUCCAUUCAAAGUCGGCCCAUACUACCAUCGGCAUGCCAAAGCACACUACAGAGUAUCCUAUCCAGGUGGAUUGUGCUAAUCCUAACGCUAUCAUCAGCUUUGAUACCCUGAGCACGUGGUGGAGUCUUGGUUAG
This is a messenger RNA of Lichtheimia ornata, 1644 nucleotides long. RefSeq lists its product as uncharacterized. The record is from RefSeq and is a predicted model, not a curated record. Gene Ontology annotation, molecular function: alpha-(1->6)-fucosyltransferase activity. Gene Ontology annotation, biological process: protein N-linked glycosylation. NCBI's taxonomy places the organism in Eukaryota, Fungi, Mucoromycota, Mucoromycetes, Mucorales, Lichtheimiaceae. The transcript is spliced from 6 exons. Bases 1 to 1644 code for a protein of 547 amino acids.